This is a messenger RNA of Stylonychia lemnae, 282 nucleotides long. NCBI's taxonomy places the organism in Eukaryota, Ciliophora, Spirotrichea, Sporadotrichida, Oxytrichidae. The record is from the annotation of a GenBank genome assembly.
AUGUGCUACGCUGCUUGCUAGGAGGCAUUCGAAUGGUGGAAUUCUUCAACCUUCUGGUGUCAAAAGGGCUGUGACCUUUCAAGAGGCAGAAUGUCAGACCCCCUUUUCAGAGAGGAGGCAGACAACAUGUGCAAAAUGAUGGCUGCAAGCAAUUAUGCUCUCAAAGAUUUCGAGAAUCUCGAUGAGGUUGAUGAUAAAAGAAUUCAUGCCACUAUGUACCCAGUAAACGCCACCAACUUAUAUAAAGCUUGCCUUGCUGGAGUCAGACGCCAAAGAUACUGA